Lactuca virosa is the source of this 605-nucleotide messenger RNA. The record is from the annotation of a GenBank genome assembly. NCBI's taxonomy places the organism in Eukaryota, Viridiplantae, Streptophyta, Magnoliopsida, Asterales, Asteraceae.
GUUUGAUAUUGAAUCGAUGUUGAAAAAAAGCAAAUGAGAGAAUGGCUGUCAAUUUUGGAUACGGGAGUUAGAAGAGCUGAAGCCAUGGAGUCGACUAUAUAUUCUUUAAACUAUGUAGAUUUUCUUAUGACAUAAUAGACAUUAUCAACAUAAGAAAAUAUCACACAUUUAUGCCUAACAUAAAAGUGUCAAGUAAAUACAUUCCUAAUUGCAUACUUCCAUCUUUGUUGUAUAAUAUGUACAAUCCUUCGAUUCCUUCAAAAACUUAAUCUUAACAUGAUCAUAAAAUUCCAAACACUCAUCUCAAAUCGUUCUAACGUCACUUGGGAGUUUACUAACUCUUUAAAACACGUUCUCGAUUCAUGCAACCCACAUGUCGAAAGCAUGACAUGAAGAACUUUCAUAUGCUCAUCUUUCUUAUUCUUCUUCUUGCGACAUGCAUGGUCAAAGGUAGCACAAUCGGGAUCAAAGAGGCUAAAUAUGGAUCUGGUUGUUAUUCUGGUGAUUAUAACGAUAAGUUUCAAAUUUGUUGCAAACAAAAUUUCGUAGUUAAGAGUUGUUAUGCCAAAAUGGAAGAUUGUAAAAAAAAAUUGUCCAUACACUAA